GGAGUCCAGAGCGGAUUCCGUAACCACCUCGCCCCGCCCCCCUCUGAACGAGUUUGAACGAUAAAAAGCGAGCCGUCAUGUGUCGCUCCCUCCCUCGCGCUCUCUGCCUCUCAUCGUCGGCUCGGCCUUCCGCUCCAAACCUGCCCCAGAAACAAAAACAACCAGAAAACAACAACAACAACAAUGUCUGAGAAACUCGCCUACAAAGUUGCUGACAUCAGCCUGGCCGAAUGGGGGCGCAAGGCCGUCGACAUCGCGGAGAACGAGAUGCCCGGUCUGAUGAAGAUGAGGGAGAUGUACGGUAAGACCAAGCCGCUGAAGGGCGCCCGCAUCGCCGGCUGCCUCCACAUGACCCUGCAGACCGCCGUGCUCAUCGAGACCCUCACCGCCCUCGGAGCAGAGGUUCAGUGGUCGAGCUGCAACAUCUUCUCCACUCAGGAUCACGCUGCGGCCGCCAUCGCCAAGACCGGCGUUCCAGUGUUUGCGUGGAAAGGCGAGACCGAUGAGGAGUACGUGUGGUGCAUCGAGCAGACGCUGUACUUCAAGGACGGCCAGCCCCUCAACAUGAUCCUGGACGACGGAGGAGACCUCACCAACAUGGUCCACCAGAAGUACCCCAAGCUGCUGGCAGGUAUCCGUGGCGUGUCGGAGGAGACGACCACAGGCGUCCACAACCUGUACAAGAUGAUGAAAAAGGGCGAGCUGAAGAUGCCCGCCAUCAACGUCAACGACUCCGUCACGAAGAGUAAGUUCGACAACCUGUACGGCUGCAGGGAGAGCCUGAUCGACGGCAUCAAGAGGGCCACGGACGUGAUGAUCGCCGGCAAGGUCGCCGUGGUGGCGGGAUACGGCGACGUGGGCAAAGGCUGCGUCCAGGCGCUGCGCGGCUUCGGCGCUCGCGUCAUCGUCACCGAGAUCGACCCCAUCAACGCCCUGCAGGCGGCCAUGGAGGGCUACGAGGUCACCACCAUGGACGAGGCGUCGAAGGAAGGAAACAUCUUCGUCACCACCACCGGCUGCGAGGACAUCAUCCAGGGACAUCACUUUGAGAACAUGAAGGACGACGCCAUCGUCUGUAACAUCGGUCACUUUGACUGCGAGAUCGACAUCAGCUGGCUCAACAAGAACGCUGCUCUGAAGAUCAACAUCAAACCUCAGGUGGGAGACUUGAAACCGGACUGGACCGACACCCGAGCUGCCGGGGGGGGGGGCGCUAAUCUUCUUCUUCUUCUUCCUCCUCUUCUUCCUCCUCCUCUUCCUCAGGUCGAUCGCUACCGUAUGAAGAGCGGCCGUCACAUCAUCCUCCUGGCCGAGGGCAGACUGGUGAACCUGGGCUGUGCCAUGGGACACCCGUCCUUCGUCAUGAGCAACUCCUUCACCAACCAGGUUCUCGCUCAGAUCGAGUUGUGGGAGAACACGGACAAAUACCCCAUCGGCGUCUACUUCUUGCCCAAGCAGUUGGACGAGCAGGUGGCGGCCGCCCACCUCGACAAGCUGGGGGUGAAGCUGACCAAGCUGACGGACAAGCAGGCCAAGUACCUGGGUCUGCCCGCCGAGGGGCCCUUCAAACCGGACCACUACCGCUACUGAGAGCCACGUCGGAGGGUGGGGCUGGUUUUGGGUGUUUGGAGCACAUGGCCAAGUUACGCUUUUGGGUUUUGGACUCUUAAAUGUCAACGUUUCAGUAAAACCUGGGGGACGCUUCUCCUGAGUGUGUCCCCCUCCCCCUCUUUUAAAAUGGCCGCUUCAUCUCGGUGUGAAACCAAAAACCGCCUUCAGUUCGUCUCCUCUUUCUUUCUCCUCGUCUCCUCUUUCUUUCUCCUCGUCUCCUCUUUCCUCGUCUCCUCUUUCCUUUCUCCUCGUCUCCUCUUUCCUUUCUGAAACAUUGAGUGCUGCUGUGGCCGCUUAAAGAGAAUUCCCCUCGUUUGUCAUUCCCUCUCAAUAAUGGACUAUAAAUGAACCCCGAUAUUUUUAUUUUCUUUCAUGUUUUAUUUUAUUUUUUGUAUUUUUUUUUUAAAUUUUUUGGAUGAAUCAAGGUUCUGUGUCCAGCGGCCAUGUUCUAGAAGGUUCUCCUCAACGCUGCCCUGUGUUAGCACUUAAAGAAAGCUGGACCCGGACUGAGGAGGCGCUCUUAUUCAUUCUUUUUUUAAAAUUUUUUUUAUUGUGAUUUUUAUUUUUUAAUUUAAUUUGACUUAAAGGGCCAGACGCCUCCCCGGUUCUCCUGUUCUCACUGUAGCCAAUCAGGCUGGCGUUGACGCGGUGGUCACGGUGCUCAGCGGUUAGCGUCCUGCUGCUCGGCGACGGAUUCAAACUGUCGAAUAAAAGAAACUAGACUCGUGA
Molecule: messenger RNA, 2340 nt
Organism: Cyclopterus lumpus (lumpfish)
Lineage: Eukaryota; Metazoa; Chordata; Actinopteri; Perciformes; Cyclopteridae
Gene: ahcy
Product: adenosylhomocysteinase
Exons: 10
Coding region: 184-1590 (468 amino acids)
Biological process (GO): L-methionine cycle
Cellular component (GO): cytosol
Molecular function (GO): adenosylhomocysteinase activity
Source: RefSeq, a predicted model, not a curated record